Molecule: messenger RNA, 750 nt
Organism: Dinoponera quadriceps
Lineage: Eukaryota; Metazoa; Arthropoda; Insecta; Hymenoptera; Formicidae
Gene: Osi9
Exons: 3
Coding region: 1-750 (249 amino acids)
Source: RefSeq, a predicted model, not a curated record
AUGUUCAGACUCGCGAUAAUCGGCGCACUCUUCGUGGUGGUAUCCGCUUUGGCCGCACCGGCGGCACAGGACGCGACGCCACCCUCGGUCCUCGAGGAAGCCCUCGGCGUGUACGCUUCCUGCUCCGGGGAAUCGAGCGUCGCGGUGUGUCUCAAGCUGAAGGCCCUGCGCUACGUCGACCGGGCCGCUCGCUCGGCCGACAUCGAGAUCAUCGACGGAUUCAAGAUCGUGCAGACCGAGGAGGCGAAGAACAGCCGCGCUGACAACGCGAGGUCUCUCAACGACAUCGAGAGCACCUUGCCAGCCGAGACCGAAGCCAAAGAAGCCGCGAUCGACCAGGCCCUCGUAGACAGAGCCGCUAAAUUCUUGUCCACGCACACCGUCGAGCUCAGCCUGCCCGAGGAUGUCUCCCGCUCCUUCGACGAAGCUCGUGGGAAGAAGAAGAAAAUCGUGAAAUCGCUGAUGCCGAUUCUCCUGCUGCUGAAGCUGAAGGCCGCCGCCCUGAUCCCGAUCGCUCUCGGCGCCCUGGCUCUGGUCGCCUUCAAGGCCCUCGUAAUCGGCAAAAUCGCCCUCAUCAUCAGCUUGAUCAUCGGCCUGCAGAAGCUGCUCGCCCAGAAGCACCACGGCUACGACAUCGUCGCUCACCCCGUGCACUCGUACGGACACGACGAGCACGUCCACCACGACCACCACGGCUGGGCAAGGUCCGGCGCGGACCUCGCGUACAACGCGUACAAGCCCUCUGAAUAG